This is a messenger RNA of Harpia harpyja (harpy eagle), 5604 nucleotides long. It is a transcript of the gene DAB1, whose product is annotated as DAB adaptor protein 1. The transcript has 18 exons. Bases 569 to 2281 code for a protein of 570 amino acids. NCBI's taxonomy places the organism in Eukaryota, Metazoa, Chordata, Aves, Accipitriformes, Accipitridae. The record is from RefSeq and is a predicted model, not a curated record. Gene Ontology annotation, biological process: lateral motor column neuron migration; ventral spinal cord development.
UAUUAGGGGGAAUGCGGUAGCGCGGUGGCUGCAGGGGACCGGCGCUGCCGCCGCCGCCGCCGAGGGGCUGCCGCUGCGCGGAGAGCGCCGCGGAUCUGCUCGCCGGGGAGCCGCGUCCGCCGGCGCAGGCUCCGCGCCCAGCAGCGGGAGCGAAGGGAAGGGAAAGGAAGGGAAGGAAGGGGGCGCGCACCCCUCCGCCGCCGGAGGAGGAGGAUGAGCGGGGCGCUGCGGGGAGCGGCGCCGGCUGCAGUGAGAAAGACAUGGUGGCUGUGAGUGGGAUCUAGCGUUCAUGGUUGAAAAGAGCUUUCCACACUGGAGUGAGAAUCAAAGAACCUGUGUGUGACAUCAUCAUGAAUGAGAGAAGAAAGUAAUACAGUAUUGGAUGUGCCUGUUUGCUGCCACUGUGUAGUGAGAAAAUGAUGCAUUAUGGGGAAUCACUCAAAAGGAGUGAAUGAGAUGAACUGUUUGGGUUAUAGUAUCUGAAAGGCUAAAUUAUUCUCUUGGAGAGACGUUCUAAAUGAGCCUGACCGAGAUCCUGGAUCUGUGUGACGAGGACUAAGGAUAUAGGAUGUCAACUGAGACAGAACUUCAAGUGGCUGUUAAAACCAGCACAAAGAAAGACUCCAAAAAGAAAGGUCAGGAUCGCAGUGAAGCCACUUUAAUAAAGAGGUUUAAAGGUGACGGUGUCCGAUACAAAGCAAAACUGAUUGGGAUAGAUGAGGUUUCUGCGGCACGAGGAGACAAGUUAUGCCAAGACUCCAUGAUGAAGCUCAAGGGAAUUGUUGCUGCGGCUCGUUCGAAAGGAGAACAUAAACAAAAAAUCUUCUUAACAGUUUCCUUUGGGGGAAUCAAAAUCUUCGACGAAAAGACAGGGCUACUACAGCACCACCAUGCAGUUCAUGAAAUUUCAUACAUCGCAAAGGAUAUCACAGACCAUCGAGCAUUUGGAUAUGUAUGUGGAAAGGAGGGAAAUCACAGAUUUGUGGCAAUAAAAACAGCCCAGGCAGCUGAACCUGUAAUUCUGGACUUGCGAGACCUGUUUCAGCUCAUCUAUGAACUGAAACAAAGGGAAGAAAUGGAAAAAAAGGCACAAAAGGACAAACAGUGUGAACAAGCGGUAUACCAGACAAUUUUGGAAGAAGAUGUAGAAGAUCCUGUAUACCAGUACAUUGUGUUUGAGGCUGGACACGAGCCAAUCCGUGAGCCUGAAACGGAAGAAAACAUUUAUCAGGUUCCUACCAGCCAAAAGAAGGAAGGUGUUUAUGAUGUGCCAAAAAGUCAACCUGUAAGUCUGCAGAAUGGAAACUUAUUGCUGGACAUUGAUGAAAAUCUUGUUUCAGUCACUCAGGCUGUUACCCAACUAGAGCUUUUUGGGGACAUGUCCACUCCUCCUGAUGUAACCUCUCCCCCAACUCCUGCUACUCCAGGUGAUGCCUUUAUCCCAUCUUCAUCCCAGUCACUCCCUGCUAGUACAGACAUGUUUGGUUCUGUACCUUUCAGCACUGCUGCCGUACCCUCAGGUUAUGUUGCCAUGGGAGCUGUUCUGCCCUCCUUCUGGGGACAGCAACCACUUGUUCAACAGCAGUUGGCCAUGGGUGCUCAGCCUCCAGUUGCUCAGGUGAUGCAGGGAGGACAGCCGAUAGCGUGGGGCCAACCCGGUAUUUUUCCUCCUACUCAGCAACCAUGGCCAUCUGUAGCUGGUCAGUUCCAACCAACUGCCUUCAUGCCAACACAAACUGUUUUGCCUUUACAAGCAGCCAUGUUUCAAGGUACCAUUGCUCCUAUAGCUACUGUUCCACCCACAAGUGAUUCCAACAGAUCGAGUCCACAGACAGACAGGCCCAGACAGAAAAUGGGAAAAGAAAUGUUUAAAGAUUUCCAGAUGGCUCAGCCUCCACCAGUGCCAUCAAGAAAACCAGAUCAGCCUUCCCUCAGUUGUACCUCAGAGGCCUUCUCAAGUUACUUUAACAAAGUUGGGAUGGCACAGGAAGCAGAUGAUUGUGAUGACUUUGACAUCUCUCAGUUAAAUUUGACUCCUGUGACUUCCACGACACCAUCUACAAAUUCACCUCCAACCCCUGCACCCAGACAGAGUUCUCCAUCAAAAUCAUCAGCAUCUCAUACCAGUGAUCCUGCUGCAGAUGACCUCUUUGAAGAGGGGUUUGAAAGCCCAAGCAAAAGUGAGGAGCAAGAGGCUCCUGAUGGGUCUCAGGCCUCAUCCAACAGUGAUCCAUUUGGUGAGCCAACUGGUGAUACUAUAAGUCCACAGGUCGGUAGCUAGAUAGCGCAGGUUGGGGAAGCAGAACCUCUCUACGCCCAGAUCAACAGACCUAAGAAAUAGCAUUGUUACAGGCUUGUGGUGCUCCAAGACUCAAAUGAAACCCUACAACCUGGCAGGCCUUUGGCUCUCAUGCUUUUUUCCAAUUGAUUUUGACAAGGAGAGAUGAUUGCCCUCCUGGACUGGCUCUACAAGUGUUCCUGACUUUUUUUUUGGCAACUCAUGGCAGAUUCCUAUGGCAGCACAAAAUAAAAACUCUCCCUGCUUAUCAUACCACGAGCCCAGCCCUGUCCUCACAAGUCAUGGGUAUCCAGACUAGGAAAUCUUACUUCUCAGUCUUCUUUUAAACAUUUGUUAUCUUCUGUCUGCCACAUAUAAAUAAUGAGCAUCUGAAAUUUAUUGAGUAUUAGACAUUCUUUUUCUUUUGAGCAAAAAGCAGAGUCUGUAUGUAGCAGUGGCAUUAUCAUUCAACAGCCUUUUGGGCACAAGUCGGCACUUUUUAUGUCAUGGUGACAUGUUUUUCAUCAUCAUUUACAUCAGGGUGAUCCUGACUUUUUUUGGUUUUUUUUCCUGCGUAGACAUAUUUGAACAACAACAAAAAAUCCUGGCAGUGUCUUUUUUUUUUUUUUUUUUAUUUCUUAUUCUGUAGUUUUGUAUGAGUGACAGAUCUAACAGCAAAACGCCUCCUGCGGAAAUGAUUCCUAACUUGAAACCACAGAGUAAAACUCGGUUGUUUAUCCACCCUGACUGAAAAUGUUGCCAAAUGGACCUUUAAGUUCUAGUGCAUCAUGAGGAAGAAAUGCUGCUUUCUGUUUGAAUACUCAUGUUGUGGGUAGAGAAAGGACAUCGAGUCCCACUGAGGAAAGAUGAGUCAGUAUUUCCUAGGAAACUCUAAACAAAGUGCAGAAAAGGAAUAUUUUUAUUUCUUCAAUAUCUUGCUGCUGUAAUGCUAUGCAGACAAGUGUUUUCUUCUCUGUGUGCCAUUUUUGAUGAAAAAAAAAAUCAUUUGCCAAAUAAUACUGGUAUGAUUCUGGUUUAGGAAUUUGGAUGAAGCGGACUUUACAAAUGGGACAAGGAUGGCAUGGAUUUUGGAGUAACAAACUGAUUCUGUGAUCAAAUUGUUCAUCUUUAUCACUUUUUGUACAUCAGAAAAAUCAAAUGGGAUUUUUAUUUUAUAACUUGAAAAAAUCUUACUGUUAAACUCUUUAAAUGUUUAAGGGGAAAUGGCUUUAAGGAGUUCGAAUGAAAAUUGCCAGUUUUUUUGUAAAUAUAAAUGUUAUGAAAAUUCUUUUACUAAUGCCAUUACACAGUAGAGAAGGUAGCAAGUUGCAGUGCUUGGGAGGUGUGGCAAACCCUAUUUGUGGUUCUCACAUCACAUAUGUUUUUUCACAUGCUUACGAUAAUGGGCUGAAGCUCAAGUGCAUUUGCCAAAAGCAAGUCAGCUUGUCAGCGACUAAUGAAAUUAAUGGGAACACAUGAUUUUAUGAUCUAGCGUUAUCACACGGACAUACUCCACUUACAAGAAAUCACAUUUCAUUGACAUUCCUUUGAACCUCUGCAUAGAAGUCAUCAAACUGUUUACACACAGAACAAAAAAAAAUUAAAACUUCCUUUUUUUACAUUUAUGAAGCAAAAGUGCAGUGUUUGGGUUCAUAUGUUUAGCACAUGAUUUUCAUAAAGAAUCUAUAUAUUUUUGCCCUACAGAGAAUUGUUAUACAGGUCAAAUGUGUUUUCCUGAUGUUCCUAUGCAGUUACAGUAUAUUGAAUUUAGUGGUUUAACACUAAAAAGAAAAAAAAAAAGAAGAAAAAAAGAAAAAAAAAAGGAAAAAAAGAAAAAAAUAGAAAAAGGAAAAAAGGUUAAAGAAAUCAAAUGAUUAAUCAGUUUUUAGGGUUAUUGUGCGGAUUUUGUUUUUAAAUUGACACAUUAGGAUUUACAUUUUUGUCAUGAUUAAAAUAGGCCUGGAGUUCUAAAUAUUUUACUUUCUUUCAUCUCUGUUAUAAGCUAAAAAUGGUUUAGAAGAGAGAAUAACUGGGGUGGCGAUUGUUGAUAUGUACAACCAAAUCUCACAACAUGAUUCCAGUCUUUUAUUUUGAAUUAGAGAAAUUAGAGAAAUGUGCAUUACAGAAUGUAUGUGAAUGAAAAAUUAGCUGUGAAUAGACCUAAUGAACCUGCAGAGAAGAGAACUUUUAUCCCCAUUCACGGUCAUUUGACGCUUAUUCCUUAGUCAUGUGCAAACAGCUCUGUAGUAAGUCUUAUUUUCCCAUCAGAAGAAAGAUCAAGUUUUCUAACCGGAGAAGAUAAAUUAAAACUUGGCGGAUUGAGUGUUUCAGGAUUAAAAGCAGAGGUAAAAGCGUUUCUGAAGGACAUUUCUUUAAGAGUAUUUUCCUAAUUUGCACAGUGGUGCUACUUUCUUCCUCAGUGGCUCUUUUGGGUUUUGUCCUACAUAUGGAACCGCGAAGACAAUUUUGGUUCAUCAUAGACAUUUGAGGUUUAGUAUCGUCAGUGCAUUUCCAGUCACGGGGUAAAACGUUGAAAGAAAAAGAAGAGAUUUAUGUCUCAGAGGAUCCGUUGACAUCGUAUUUGUAGGAAGCAGAUCAUUUACGAAUAGGUGCCGAGGGAAUGAGGCUGGGAUUUUAGUGUCUCAUGAGAGACAGCUGGACCAUCACCGUGGACCUUUGUCUUACCUUUACCAACGCUCAUAAAUAAAAACAAAUUCUGAAUUGUCUUGUCAUACGAUUAGAUUGUCCUUGUCAUGGUUGAGAUGCUGAGUUGAGAGGACUGGAAGGCCUCUGCACUGUACCAGUAUUGUAGAUAACUAAAAUAUCCAGCUUGUGCAAUUGUUUAAUCCCUCAUCCUUCACUAGCACUAAAUUCGUCACUUUAAAUUUAAAAACCAGGGAAUCCCACCAGCCAUCCUGUUAUCAUCCCCCAUAGGUUCUUGAUCUUUACCUGUCAUGAAAAGAUAUUUUGAUAGAUCGUAGUCAUCCAAGUGUCUGAUGAAACCUUUCAUCUAAUAACGUACUGGGCACCUUCUUUGCAAAAAUGUUUACUUCGUGGUUUUCAUUCAUUUUUAUUUCUGCAUUCUGACACAUAUUUUUUUAAUAAAGAUGAGAAAGAUAAAAUGACUGAUGCAGUACAUUUCUAAACCUACUUUAACUUUACCUCAGAUAACGACCAUUUGUUAACAUAUACGGACACAUUAUUUUUAACUCUAUGUAUAAUGCAUUCAGCAACAACAAAAAAAACCAACAAAUUUUUAGAAAUUUUCCAUUAAUUUCUGUAACACACCAUGUAAUACUGUUAUGAAUAAAAACAUUAAAAAAAGG